UGGAUAUUGAAUAUAGUUGUGGGCCUUUGAACAGCCCAGUACAUGAGUGUAAGUUAGAUGGGCCGUUCUAGGGCAGGCACCGACAGAUCUUGGCCUAUGAGAUCUCACGAAUCUACGGUUAUAAAUUACAUUAGUGUAUGUCCAUCGAAUGUUAUUUUGCUUUUGCCCCUUUACCAUAUAAUUUAUAACCGUAGAUUCGUGUGUGGUCCUUGUAAUUCCAGAAUUGCCCAUAACGUGAUCCACUGUGGGGUGGGUGGGUGGUCAAUGUCCAAUAGGCCACGUUUCGUUCAUCUCCCCCAAUGGAUACUCUCUCAUCUGUCACAUCCCUGAACCUCCCUUCUCUUCAACCGCCGCCGCCUAAGUCCUUUUCCGGCCGCCGCUUGCGACCCUCUGCCACCGCGUCGGCGGCGGCUGGUCCACCAAAGUCAUCGUACGUCGUCUCCCUCAAACCCACAGAUUCUUCCCUCUCCUUUACCCACAAAAACCCUAACUUUCCAGGGCACGUAUCAUUCUCAUGCGUGAAGCCGAAAUCUCAUCGGACGCACGAAAAGGCGGCGUCGGGUUAUGCUGCGGCGCUCGUGAGCGUCUGCCAGUCGAAGAAUUGUCUCGGGAGGACGCGGGGAGAUGUUGUGAGAUUGGCGGAGUUUCUCGAGGGAGAAGGAAAGGGGGAGGGGGUGAAGGAACUGGUAAUGGAGAGGGGUGAAUUUGGAAAGUACAUGAAGGGUUUGGUCAAGAUGCUGGCGGAGAGGGGUAGAUUGGGAAUUCUUGGGGAAGUGUUGGAGGAGUUUGAGAGAAUCUGUGAUGAACUUGUCGUUUGGGUUUCUUCAUGAUCAGGUUACAGGUUAUCGAAUCUGCAGGUGUGAUAAACGAUUUAGGUUCGAGUAUUUAUACAAAAGUUGAAAGAUUGUCAUGUACCUCCAUGAAUUGUAUGAUCUGCCACCUUCUGGGUUGACGUAUAUGACUGUUCAGUCCUGCAUAUCUGCCUCUUUGAUAACCCUGCAGGGCUUUUAGCCGCCUUUAACAUGAUAGACCACUGCUGGUUUAGUCUUU
Tarenaya hassleriana is the source of this 1050-nucleotide messenger RNA. RefSeq lists its product as uncharacterized. Bases 300 to 830 code for a protein of 176 amino acids. Gene Ontology annotation, biological process: photosynthetic electron transport in photosystem II; photosynthetic electron transport in photosystem I; proton motive force-driven ATP synthesis. Gene Ontology annotation, molecular function: proton-transporting ATP synthase activity, rotational mechanism. The record is from RefSeq and is a predicted model, not a curated record. NCBI's taxonomy places the organism in Eukaryota, Viridiplantae, Streptophyta, Magnoliopsida, Brassicales, Cleomaceae. The transcript has a single exon. Gene Ontology annotation, cellular component: chloroplast thylakoid membrane.